Messenger RNA from Colletotrichum karsti, 1620 nucleotides. RefSeq lists its product as uncharacterized. Gene Ontology annotation, molecular function: flavin adenine dinucleotide binding; N,N-dimethylaniline monooxygenase activity; NADP binding. The transcript is spliced from 2 exons. NCBI's taxonomy places the organism in Eukaryota, Fungi, Ascomycota, Sordariomycetes, Glomerellales, Glomerellaceae. The coding region runs from base 1 to 1620 and encodes 539 amino acids. The record is from RefSeq and is a predicted model, not a curated record.
AUGGACUCCAAAGAAGUGAUCAUCAUUGGUGGUGGGAUAUCGGGCCUCGGUAUGGCCAUACAACUCAAGCGUCUCUUGAAGCAUCAAAACUUCACCAUAUACGAGAAGUCCGAAAACAUCGGCGGCACUUGGUGGCACAAUCAAUAUCCAGCUUGUGCCUGCGACAUCCCAAGUCACUUCUACUCCUACAGCUUCGCCUUAAAACCCGAUUGGACAACAACCUACCCGGGAAGAGACGAGUUGCAUCAAUACUUCUUCUCCGUGGCCGAGAAGUUCGACAUCAUUCCCCAUUGUCGCUUCAACUCCAGGUGUAUUGGUCUUGUUUGGAACUCCGACACUUCUACUUGGAGCUGUACUUUCGAAGAAACUAACACGGGCGAAACGUUUGUCAAAGUCGCCCCUGUGGUUGUCAGCGCCAUUGGAACACUGGAUCGACCCUACAUACCUGAGAUAAACGGUGCAGAGUCCUUCAGAGGGGACAUAUUCCACAGCGCACGUUGGGAUCACUCGGUCGAUUUGGAGAAUAAGAAUGUUGUCAUACUCGGGAAUGGCGCCUCGGCAACGCAGUUCGUUCCCGAGCUGGUCAAGCACGCCGGGCCUCGAGGGAAAGUCACGCAGCUCGUCAAGAGUGCACACUGGUGGACCAAGCGGGGCAACCCGAGAUAUUCCACUUCCUGGAAGGUCAUGAUGAGAUAUGUCCCCUUUGCCAUGCGCCUCUAUCGAGUCUAUCUCGCAUGGCAACUUGAGAGCGUCUUCUUCUCCUUCCUCAUGACGGACGACGGCGCUAGAAAACGACAAAAGAUUCGCGACGCCACUUUAGAAUACAUCGAGCAUAACGCCCCCGCCAAGUAUCGAGAGAUCUUGACUCCAGACUACGAGCCUGGUUGCAAACGCCGCGUCAACACCGCAACUUAUCUCGACUGUCUCUACUCGCCAAAGAUGCACCUCGCAAAAGAAAGAGCCGUCAAGAUCGAGGAAAAUAGCGUGGUAACAGAUAGCGGCUCCCGAUAUGACGCCGACGUGAUCAUCUUCGCAACGGGCUUCAUGACCCAGAAGUGGCUCUUCCCAAUGGAGGUCAAGGGCGUGGACGGCAGAGACAUCCAUGAAGUCUGGGACUCGAAAGGGGGCGCGGAAGCCUACAAAGGAACCAUUGUCACUGGUUUCCCCAACUUCUUCAUCUUAUACGGGCCGAACGCCGCGACAGGACAGCAUUCUGUCAUCUUUCACUCCGAAUGCCAAAUCAACUACGCUUGCCGCCUGCUCCGGCCAGUCCUGACGGGCUCAUCGCAGGCUGACUCCAUCAUGGUCAAGCCGGAGGCUCAGAAGAGAGACCAGGUGUGGGUGCACGGGAAGCUGGAGAACUUGGUCUUUAACAGCGGGUGUCAGAGCUGGUGGAUGGAUCCGAAAACGAAGAAGAACACUUUCAUUUACCCCGACCCGAUGUACAAGUACUGGCUGCGGACCAUCUUCCCAAUCUGGUCGGACUUUGAGAUUCGACGCGGUGAAGGAAAGCAGACCUCUAUGAGUAAACUUGUACUUGGCGCCGUUCUCAGUCUUGGGCUGGGAGUGGUGGCCGUUGCUUCUCAGGUAGGCUUGGGGAAUACCUGGCAGCUCUCAUAA